This is a messenger RNA of Cetraspora pellucida, 2547 nucleotides long. The record is from the annotation of a GenBank genome assembly. NCBI's taxonomy places the organism in Eukaryota, Fungi, Glomeromycota, Glomeromycetes, Diversisporales, Gigasporaceae.
AUGACUGGACGUGGUAUUAAACGAGUUUUAGCUCAAACUUCUGAUUCUGAAGAUGAAAAUAACCUAAUUACUGAAAGUAGUGGAGCUCAACAAUCACGCCAACACUCUGAUAAUAAUGACAAAAGGAGCAUCUGUUGGAGAUAUUUUAAUCCAUUUAAAGUUCCAAAACGUGGAGACAUAACAAAAUGUACUAUUGAUGGAUGUAAUAAGAAAUACACAUGGAGCGGAUCCACUUCUAACCUUGUUAAACAUCUUAAGACUAAACAUAGUAUACCAUCCACAACAGCUAUUCAGUCAUCCCUAAUAAACAAUAGCUUUAGAAACUUUGAAAUUUAUCUACCAGUAAUUAAAUUUAUUGCUUCCUCCAUAUUGCCUUUUGAUAUUGUUGACAAUUUAAAGUCUUCUGGACUUGUUCACUCACAAAUUACUCCUAGCAUUAUAGCAAAUCAAAUAUCUCAAGUAUAUAAUUACUUAUUCUCUCAAUUGAAGUCAAAAGUUCAACAAGCAAAGUCUGCUAUGCUUUCAAUUAGCGUGGUUUUUAUUAAUGAUGAAGAUAUUUAUGAAGAUGCUUAUAUUAUAACCGCUUGUAAUUGGUUAACUGAGGACUUUGUAUUUCAUAAAAUCUUUAUGCAUAUGCAUAUUUAUGAUUACUUUCUUGAUGAUCUUGCACCUAUUGAGGAUUUUGUUAAAUGGGCAGAAAAAAAUACCAAUGUUCAAGAAAUCUCUGAUAUUAUCACUGCUAUUUUCAAUGCUACUCAAUGCCUUUGUUCAGUAGUAGAGUUUUUAAAUGAUGAAAGGACUCUAAGAACAAUGAAUCAUAUCCAAAAUAUGAAAAAAAUUAGUUGUAAGUGCUAUUAUCAUAAAAUAGAGUUUCUUACAUUAAUGGAGAAGCCUUUCAAGCUAUUAAUUAAUAAUCAUAGUAAUAACGAUAAUUUUAUUAGAGAAAGAAUAGAUCAGUUUAAAGACCUUUUAUUAGAUAAAUUACCAUUUAGUAUGUUUACCAAAUUAUUACAAUUGUUUAAACCUUUGGAACAUGUCAAAGUUGUUACCAUGAGAAAUAUUAGGAAUUUGUUACUCAAUGCAUUUAAUAUUUUGAACGAGACUUCGUCGGCGCAAAUAAGUUAUCUGAUCUAUUUUGAAGGCAUGGUCCUCAUAUCGUUUCUAAGAUUUUUAAUUUAUUCAUAUCUGAAUCUCCAUCAAAGAGUAGGUAUAUUUUUAGAUCCAUAUUCGAAAUCAAUUUUCACUAAUGAUGCAGAGGUUAAAAAGCUUGUGCUAGAUGAAUUACAAGACUAUUAUUCAAACAUUGAUAAUUCUUUUGGCAAUAAAUCGAAUGAAUCAAUACAAUACUUAGUAAAUUAUGAAUUGGAUAGUUAUAGUAACCUUCCACAAUUUGUCUGCAAUGAAAACGAUGACACGUGUAAAUGGUGGCAAAAUUCAAAACAUAGGUUCCCUGGGCUAGCUACUCUUGCAAUAAAAUAUUUACCUUUACUAGGGUUAGAUGAUAAUGAUGUUCCCUUAAAAGAAAUUAAAAAAGUUCUAAAAGUUUAUGAAGGCGAUAAGACUCUCUGCAGCGUAUCAGUGCCGGGUGCCUGGAAAAUUAUCGGGACUUUGCAAAAGGAAGCGACUACAUUUGAUAUAACGACCAGAACAGGGGUCUGCACCCUUGUGCCGAAGAAACGAAAGAUGACAAGUACAAAAAGAGAAAAGAAUGAAGCAAAACAUGCAAAAAUACAUAAUACUAGAUCUGCAACUAGAGGUUCAGAAAAUGAGGACCCGAAUCCUACGAUCAACCAAGAAAAGGCGAAGGUUUCUGAUAGCUGUUUGAAAGAGACCUUAAAUGAUGCAACAAGAUGCAAUAAUAAUUGGGCAGAGGAUGUAGAAGUCAUGUAUAAAAAGAGAUUAGCUCAACUAAACACAACUCAGAACACGACUCUCAUAGCAAGCGAGGAUACGGAAAAUUCUAUAGUUACACAAUUGGAAAGUUCUGAAGUGAAGUUGGAUCAACUAAUAAAUGAAACUGAUUCAGGUGACUGUGAAACAUCUUCAGAAGCAGACUUAGAAUCUCUCCAAAAAGAGGAUGGAGAAGGAAACAAGUCUCUGGAAAAGCAGGCACCCACAAGGCAAUGGUCUGACCUUUUUACUAGAAUGCAUAAAGGGAAAGCUACCUAUUCAUCUAUGGAUACAGAUAAUCAUCUACACCAAGAGUUGAAUAAUAUGAAGGAAACUCAGAAAUUAAUCUCUGAAAUACCCAGUAACAUAACCUCAGUAGUUAUAGAGGAGGAGACCGUAGAGGAAACUGCACCUAGAAAACCAAGUUAUGAGAAGAUCCAGGAAAUGCAAAUGCAAGAAAAUAGAAUAAAUCAAUAUACACAAGUGGAAGAUCAGGAGAUGAUAGAAGCUUGUUGCAAUGACCACGAAGGAGUUCAGGGAAAGUACAUUACAUCUGAAGAAGGAUUUAAAUUAGUAGCACAUAAAAAGAAAAAAAUAAAAGCACCAUCAGCAGUUAAUUUACACAAUAUUAGGUCCAAUCCAUAUAAGAAGGAGUGA